CUAUUUUAAAGCUAAUGCCAUGUCUAUAGCUUGGACAGUCGUUGUGACUCAACUGUCUAAUCUAAAUGUCAUUUCAAUCAGAAAACCAGCCAUCAGCUGUCAAAUGGUAAAAGAGUUAUGUGUAUUUUCAAAGCCAGAAGUGCAACCAUGUGGUGGGACUGCAGGUUUUUACUGUUGUCCACAGUUCUGAGUCCCAGGACUGGUUUCCUUACUCGGUAUUCUCACAUGGAAAAUGUCAUCGGGGAAUUAUAGGGUAAUAUUUUCAAGACUAGGAACUUGUCCACAGUUACCUUUCUAAAAAACAAAAACAAAAAAAGACCUUUAAAAGCAUUUAAAAAAAAAAUUAUGCCAGGGUAGCCAAAUAGAAACAACUUUGGGGUUUUUGCACUGAGUCAAGUCUUACAAAUUGUGGAACAUUCCCCUUGGUCCAGGACAUCAUUUUACUCCCACACACCACUUCCUAUAUCCACAAAUUCCAGUAUGUUUGGACCCUGCUGGUGGCUCAGGGAAUCACAAAAAGAAACAGGAAGGCACCAGCAAGCAGAACAAGAAAGCUAGACAUGGUGCCAUUAGGCUUGUGGCUUAGUCCCUGCCCCACCUCUCCUCCAGCCUCUCCAGCUGUACAGGGCAGAGAGGGUCACAGGUGGCACUCUCCUGGUGCUCUUGCCAGGCCUACAUCACAGCCCCCAUGGCCAGGACCCACACGCUCCCGGGAACCCAGCACCAUCCGGGAGGAAGAUGAUGCCCAGCCCUUUCAAAGGAAAUUAAAAGGCUGGCACAUUUUGGAAGUCAGCAGAAGGGAAAUGUCUCCCAGUUAUUUAGCCCUGGAAGGCUGAGAAUCAAGUGGUUUUUUUUCUGAACCGACAUUUGGGGCACACUAUCUGACAGCAUGAUCACAUAUGAACUUGAGACAGUCCCAGGAAAUUCGGGGUGUGUAGCCAUGAUUGCUGCAGGAUCCAAAAGUAUGAACAAAGGCCUGAGUGUGCUCCUUUGAUGGUGGUGCCCUCCAGAGAGGAGUGUGGGGACAUCCUGGGUGCAGCAGCAUCGAGGGUGGCAGUACCAGGGGCUGUCCUGAUGACAGCAGAGACCCAAGCCCAGGGCUCAUCUGUGAGUGCUCUACCUUUUCUCAGCUGCUGAACUCCAGCCUCAAGAUGGGCGACCCUGGGGCUCAAGACUGUCUCUCCCUUCCCCCUUCACCUUCCUCUGGAGUCAGGAGUGCCUGGAAUCUAGGCAUGACUACCCCUGGCUUAUCUCCUCUUUACCUGUGUCCUGGGAACACCCAAAACGAGCUGGGGGAGACAAUCAUUUCUGCAGACACGGGGUUACCCCCAUGUGAAUGAAGCAAGCAGCAAAUCGAUCUUAUCACAUGCCUCUGACCGGUUAGGGAGGCGAGUCAAGAAGGUGCAGUGAGGAAGUGUAAUGUCACAUGCAACAUUUACAGGAAACUGGCUAGAAGACAGCAGGGGAACUCAAGAACUUGGUUGUUUUCAGCGGAUUAAAACAACACAGAUUUAUCAGCAAGACUGUUGAACGCAUAACUGCCCAAGAUGCCCGUCCCUCCCCCUCCAGCACCCCCACCGCCCCCAACAUUUGCACUGGCCAAUACAGAGAAGCCUACCUUGAAUAAGACAGAGCAGGCUGGGAGAAAUGCUCUCCUUUCUGAUAUCAGCAAAGGGAAGAAACUAAAGAAGACAGUCACCAAUGACAGAAGUGCACCAAUAUUGGACAAACCUAAAGGAGCUGGAGCUGGAGGUGGUGGUGGCGGUAGCGGCUUUGGUGGAGGCGGCGGAUUUGGCGGCGGAGGUGGUGGUGGAGGCAGUGGAAGUUUUGGAGGGGGUGGACCUCCAGGUCUGGGAGGACUGUUCCAGGCUGGAAUGCCGAAGCUGAGAUCCACGGCCAACAGGGAUAAUGAUUCUGGAGGAAGCCGACCACCAGUUGUGCCACCAGGAGGAAGAUCCACAUCUGCCAAACCUUUUUCGCCCCCAAGUGGCCCAGGGAGGUUUCCAGUGCCUUCUUCAGGCCACAGAAGUGGUCCGCCAGAGCCUCAGAGGAACCGAAUGCCGCCCCCGAGGCCUGACGUGGGCUCAAAACCCGAUAGCAUUCCCCCUCCAGUACCUAGUACUCCAAGGCCCAUUCAGUCAAGUCUGUACAGCCGGGGGUCCCCACUAGUGCCCGGAGGCCCCAGGCAGCCCAGCCCCGGGCCCACUCCUCCUCCUUUCCCUGGAAACCGUGGCGCUGCUUUGGGAGGAGGCUCAAUGCGUCAGUCCUCCUCGAGCUCCUCCUCUCCCUUCUCCAACCGGCCUCCCCUGCCGCCUACCCCCAGCAGGGCCUUGGAUGACAAACCCCCUCCGCCACCUCCUCCAGUGGGGAACAGGCCCUCCAUCCACAGGGAAGCGGUUCCCCCUCCUCCCCCUCAGAACAAUAAGCCUCCAGUGCCUUCCACUCCGCGGCCUUCCUCCUCCUCACAGGCCCCACCUCCACCGCCACCUCCCAGCAGGCCUGGGCCUCCUCCCCUGCCUCCAAGUUCCAGCAGCAGUGACGAAAUCCCAAGACUCCCACAGCGAAAUCUGUCCCUCACUUCAUCCACACCCCCCUUACCUUCGCCAGGACGUUCAGGUCCUCUUCCUCCCCCACCCAACGAGAGACCCCCACCUCCAGUGAGGGACCCACCAGGCCGAUCAGGCCCCCUCCCACCACCUCCUCCAAUAAACAGAAACGGCAGCACGUCUCGGGCCCUGCCUGCCACCCCUCAGUUGCCGUCCAGGAGUGGAGUAGAUAGUCCCAGAAGUGGACCCAGGCCUCCCCUUCCUCCUGACAGGCCCAGUGCUGGGGUACCUCCCCCACCUCCACCAGCAACAUCUAUUAGAAAUGGCUACCAAGACUCUCCAUGUGAAGAUGAGUGGGAAAGCAGAUUCUACUUCCAUCCAAUUUCCGAUUUGCCACCUCCAGAGCCAUAUGUACCAAUGACCAAAAGUUAUCCCAGUAAAUUGGCAAGAAAUGAAAGCCGGAGUGGAUCCAACCGAAGAGAAAGGGGUGCUCCACCACUCCCUCCCACCCCGAGGUGAUCUUUGCCUGCUCUUCUCCACCCGAGCUCAAGAGCUGCUUCUCUUGCUAUCGAAGAACUGCACACCCUCCUCCACGCUUCUUUCCUUGUGUCCCUCGUAUGGGCAGGAAGAAAGGUGGGAGGGUGGUGGGAAUAUGCGUGUGUGGGGUGGGAAUCGGUAAGAAAUGCACCUAGCUUUUCAUAUUGUGUUUAUUCUCCAGGCUAUUGCUUGCUUCAGCUGCACCCAGCCUGUGCUGGUUGCCUGGGUCGAUUGGCUUUUGUGGAAAUAGGCAGAGAUGAAUUGCAUCUCUGCUUUCGACCAACCAAAUUCAGACAUUCACUGCUUAUUUGCUACAGACUGUAAUUAUUAAAGUCCCUGAGAGCUGUUUUCUCCUUUCCUUUUUCACAUGCUUGGCCUCCUAUGUCCAUGAACCACAAACCACCUAAGCAAGUUGCUGAGUAAGAGCUCACAGGAAACUUUUGCAGUCACAGGAUGUCCAAGCUUUGGUAGUCUGAGCUCGGCUCUAGGACAGAGCUAUCCAAUAGAAAUAUAAUGUGAGCCCCAUAUGCAAUUUUUAUAUUUCUAGUAUAUUUUAAACAAGUGAAGUUAAUAUUUUAUUUAACCCUAGACAUCCAAAAUAUUUCAACCUGUAAUCAACAUAAAAAUUUUAAUGAGAUAUUUUAUAUUCUUUUUUGGUACUAAAUCUUCAAAAUCCAGAGUAUAUUUUACACUUACAGCCCAUCUCCAUUCGGACUAGUCACGUUUUUAAGUGCUCAGUAGCCGCAUGUGGCUGGUGGCUACUGUAUUAGACAGCAUGAGUCUGGAAGAUGGAAGCUAGUGCAGAAACCUCUUGUUUCAAAAGCAAAAAAAGGCAAGAUGGACUUGAGUGAUUCAAGAGGCAACUAAAAAUAAAAUUAGGACCCAGCACCUUGUUUGACACACAGUUCAACCUUAGAUUUUGCUCCUUUAUUUUCUCUCUUCCCUUAAUAUGUGUAUACAAGUGUUGCUUCACGGUACCAAGGUCAAAACUGAUGGAGUACAGUUUACUAAGGUCAUGUGGAAUAAAGCCAUUGGAAAGAAACAGAAAGUCUGUCAGGGCUCCCAGGCUCAGAACCAGCUGGCUCACACGCUCACUUGUCAGUUGGACUUGUGCCUUGUGAAUUGGAAGCAGCUUUUGUUCCUCUCCAGCUGAGCAAGCUCCUGAGGCUAGAAGAGACUAGGAAGGUUUGGUAGGAGGGGAAGAAAGUCAGGGAAAGGUAUCAAAUCAGAAACAUGGAAGAAGGGAACAGAUUUGAGUUGGUGGGCAAAACUAAAAAUCUAGAUCUGAUGCUUAUGUAAGGUUGAGCAAAUUAGGGAGAUUGCUAGUGGAACUCCUGGUAGAAAUUGGAGGGAAUCUGUUUUGCAUCAUUUGUCUAGGAUCUAUGCAAGUACAUCUCCGCUGAAGGACCAUAGGGAAGGGCCAGCCUUGCCUUUUUUUAUAUGAUUUUGUUUACACUUUUUCUGAGAUUUUAAAUCUAGCUAUAGAGUUGGGAAAAAAAGUAUUUCCACAUAGAUAUUUUAUAUAGUUAUGUUUAAAAUUACCAUUACUUGUUUUUUAAAAACACAUGACCACGUAUGUAUAUGUAUAUCUACCCAAACAUUGUAUCAUGGUUUCAGUGUGGUGUUCAUGUAUUACUGGGAGAUGCUAACAAGAAACCAACCCAAAGAGAAUCCUGAAAGAUGCAUUUCUAUUUAUAAAAUAAAUGUUUCAUUUAUAUAAAAGAAAAAGAACUUAAGAGUUCUAAUAAAUGGGAUGUCUAAUAAAUUAUGAAGUUACUGAUUUGAAUAUAUUAUAUUUUUAUAACUUCCUUGCCAAAGUCCUAGGUUUAGUACAUUAGAGAAUGUGUUUCCUCUCUCCUUUACCACUCAUCCGUCUUCCAUACAGUCAUUUGGGCUUUUUACUCAAAGAGAAUCAAGAAAUAGUAAGGUGUAACAAGCUUGACCCAGUGUUCGCUUAAAAAAGAAAAUUAAUCUCUAGCAUUUUGGUAAUUUAGCAGCAUCAUUUAUCUGGGAUUCUUUGAUCUGAUUUCGACAGUGAAAAACAUUCUUAUGAUAAAGCCAAAUGACCCACUUCACAAAAGAUGGAGUUUGUUUGCCCUUCCUAGAAAAUAUGGCAAAGAAAAGUCUGACCCAAAGAAAGUGGGUCUGAAUUUUAUAAGGGGUAGUAAGAAUUGGACAAUUCCUUUAUCUAUCCCAACUUUGCUGGUACUAUUCUAAAUUUGAAACAGAGUCAGAGCCCAAAGUUGCCAUUCACCUGGAAUAGAGAUGUUUUAGUCUGUAUUUUUUAAGUGAAUGUUUCUUUAAUACACCUACACCCUUUCUUUUAAAGUUUGCAACCUAAUUGCAUCUAAAACUUUGAAUAAAUUCUGUGGUAAAAUCUUAAACUAUUGAAAAUCACAAAAAUGAAUAUUUUCUUCCCUGAAAUCAGAGCUUACAUGUGUUUUUUUUCCAUAAAAUUUCCAGAUAAAUGUAUUCAAUAUGUAAUACGGUAUUUUAACAUUCACCUAUUAUUUUAUAUUGAAAUGUAUUACAGUAUUAAAACUCAGUGUUCAGUAUUUAUUUCACUAUGCAUUUUAUUUAGGAAAAAGCCAAGAAAAAUGUUUAAUAAUCCAAUGGUGCCUUACUUUGUGAUUAAAAGAAAUCAACUUUUUUUAUGUCUAAGUAGCAGAUUGUUUGCGUAUUUGUAAAAACUGUUAGGUCUUUUUAUUUUAAAUUGUAAUACCAGUUUUGUUUAUUUUAGUAGCAGAAAUGGGAUGAUUGUUGUUCCCAAAAAAAAUGUUGGCAUGAAAUUAAUUUUUCCCUCCUUAUAGUCAAGAACUAUAGAGGAAGAAAAAAAAUGUUUUCAUACCAUGCACUAUGUAAACAGACACAUUAUGGUAUCUGUGUCAUCAGGAUAAUGUAAAUGGUAGCGUGGAGACUACCCUAGACAGCUGCAUCUUUGUACGUUAGCCAGACAAUAAAUAAAAGCAGAAUGA
Molecule: messenger RNA, 6058 nt
Organism: Callithrix jacchus (white-tufted-ear marmoset)
Lineage: Eukaryota; Metazoa; Chordata; Mammalia; Primates; Cebidae
Gene: WIPF1
Product: WAS/WASL interacting protein family member 1
Biological process (GO): actin filament-based movement
Cellular component (GO): actin filament
Molecular function (GO): actin binding
Source: RefSeq, a predicted model, not a curated record